Adelges cooleyi (spruce gall adelgid) is the source of this 3683-nucleotide messenger RNA. Its product is annotated as PHD finger protein 7-like. The record is from RefSeq and is a predicted model, not a curated record. Lineage: Eukaryota; Metazoa; Arthropoda; Insecta; Hemiptera; Adelgidae. The transcript is spliced from 11 exons. Gene Ontology annotation, cellular component: nucleus. The coding region runs from base 1936 to 3489 and encodes 517 amino acids.
CAAGGUACACUUUUUACUUAAUAUAUUUUAAAUCGUGAACGCGAGUAAAAUUAAUCAUCAUGUACUUCAUAAGUGUUUAGAGCGUUACCAAUUUUUGGAUUGCUAAAAACAAAAAGGAUAUAUAUUCCAUAGACCUACAGGUCUAUGAUGUAGGUAGUUACUAAAAUAAUAAUUAAAUACACAAUUACACGAUUAUUACUUAUUACUGCCUUUUAUUUAUACAUUUUUAAAAUGAAAUCGAAUACAUACUUAAAACACUCAUAUAUUUUAUACGCCUUAAUGACUGAUCAAUUACUAAUAUGAUCGUUGUCCCCUACGUUUUGCCCCAAUUACUCGAUACUGGUUAAAAUUUCCAAAUUUCGAUGAUGGAUGUUCAAAAUUUGUUUUAAAUAAUAAAUUCAUGUUUUGCAUUUCGAUACUAAAAUUUUUAAAACAAAAUUGUGAUAUUAGUUUUAAAACUACGUCAUUAUCUUUUAGAAUAAUGGAAAACAUGGAAAUGUAGAAAAAUACACAGAAGCGUAACUAGAGACUAAAGCGCCUAGGAGCAAGAAAAUUGUUUUGCGUCCUAUAUUACAUAUUGUUAAUCUGUAUAGUUAACCGUACGAAAACACCUUAAAUAGAAUGCGCCCAGGGGCAGCUGCCCCCCUGCACCCACGGUUGCUACGCCACUGACUGAAUGCAAAGUAGAGCAGUUUUAAAUCUUUUAUACUUCCGACAUUUGCAGUCAGGUCCCGGGCACUUGUAAAAAUUAACACGGGUGACGGUAACAAUACUUAUCAUACAAAAACGUAGCGGCCAUGUUCUCGUUUGUGAAUUAGUAAAUGUUAUGUCCAUGAUAUAACUGAUUUAAUUAGACUAACUCAACAGGUAUGAUUGUAGGAUAAUACCGCGCAGGAAAAUUGCCCCAGACUUGGAAACGGAACUAUGGAAGUAUUUUGCCGUGUUAAGUUCUCAUUAUAAGUUUUAAUAUUAUCUUCAUGACCCGAGGCAAAACGUGUGAAAAUGCGCAGAUAGGAAACGUUCGUAAUAUAGCAAGUUUAUUAAGUCAUGAUCUACAUAUUAUUAUUAUUAGUUGUAUAUUACAUUUAUAAUUGAUUAUUUAUUAUGAAUACAACUAAUAGGAAAAUGGCUGCACGUUUUUGUUUACAUUGGAAGUGGGUCUUCUGCUUUAAUCAAUUCUGUGGUUAGACAUUGUUCCUACUUCCCGCCAAAUAGUCAAAUUCUAUUGUUGUCAGGUUGCUUAUCGUGCAACAAGGUUAGGUGUUCUGAAUUCUGAUUAUUAUAAACGAUCAUAAAACGGUUGGUAUUCAUUAUUAACGAGAGAUAGGAAUAAUCGAAACAUAUGAUCGAUAAUCGAUUAUUCAUAAUCGAAAUGUUGCAAUAAUUUUUUCAAAAUUAAAAUUUUAGCUCUCGAAUAGUAAAAUUGUACAAAUAAAAUUACAAAAAAUAUAUGUAUUGUUAUAUAAAAUAAAAUUCAAUCAAAAGUAAUUGGGAUGCCGUUGAAAUUAAUUCAUUGCUAAAUAUUAUUAUCGAAUUAUGUCGACUACUACCUGUUGUGGGGAUAAUGUUUAACGACGCUUUGACUACACUGAUUGCUACCAAGACGGUAAUCGCACGUAUAUUUGAUUGAGACUCUUGGCCAAUAGUGGUGGCCUUUAUAUUUAAUGUUUAUUUUGUAUUAUAUUUCAUAUUUUCAUUUGAUAUUUACCGUUUACUGUAAUAGUGUAAUGCAUUAUGCUAUUUCCUAACAUUCAUUUUUCUAUGUCAAUUGUCAACCUAUAUUCAGAUCCUCGCUAGUGUUAAAAAACUUGUCGUUUUAUGUCUUAUCAACUACACAUGCCAUACUUAUGAUGUUAUUACUUUUAAAUUUUAAAGUUAUGACCCACUCACACUUUGCAAUGUGACAUUAAAAUUGGUUAGAAAGUUAUCCUCAUCAUGCCGCCAUUGAGAAGGAGAAGUUCCCGCCCCCUAGUCCGCAGACAAUCUGCUCGUCAACCUAUGCCUAAAGAUCAGAUGGUCGAACUUGGCCUUAGACAUGGUAAAGCAUGUAUGUUUUGUGGAAGAAAAGAGAUUAGCGAAAAGCUUUAUGGUUUCUUGUAUCAGCUGAAUGAUAUAGUCGUUCAUUAUUUUUGCAUACUUCUUUCAUCUCGAGCUGUACAAAGAGGUAGGGAUAAUGAUGGAAUAUGGGGGUUUCUAGCAAAAGAUAUCAGAUCUGAACUUGAACGAGGAUCAAAAGUUGUAUGCAUUUAUUGUAAAAAAGAAGGAGCAACAAUAUCUUGUUGUGCUCCUAAAUGUAGGAAAGUGUUUCAUCUUCCAUGUGGAAUUGAAAAUGGGUCAAUGCAUCAGUUUUAUCAGACUUUCAAGUCAUUUUGUUCGCAACAUAGAAUAACACAAACAGUUGAACUACAAGAAUUACAAGACUCUGUGAAUGUUCAAUGUGCAAUUUGUAAAGACGAAGUAAAAGCAACACCUAUGCCGACGUCUUUAUGGGCCCCUUGUUGUAAACGCAAUGCAUGGUUUCACCGAAAAUGUAUUCAGGAUUUAGCGUUAAGUGCUGGAUACUUUUUCAAGUGUCCAUUAUGCAACAAUGUCGAAACAUUCAAAGCUAGAAUGUUAACUCUUGGAAUAUACAUACCAUCACGUAAAUUGCGCUCAAAUUGUGACGCCACAAAUAAAAAAAACUACAAUAAAGACAGUCGUUACCUGAAAAAAUAUAAUCACAGGGACGCUUCAUGGGAAAGGGUGCCGAACGCUUAUGCUGAAUUGUUAGAAAGACACUCUGAAUGUGAUGCAGAAAAUUGUUUGUGUCCACAUCCUCAAAAAAGAAAAUUUCAACAAGAUUCUGGACCAUGGGAAAUAAAACUAUGUUACUCUUGUGGCUCAAGUGGAACUCAUCUGCUUUGUGGUCAAAUUAAGUUGUGUGAAGAAAGAUGGUAUUGUGGACAAUGCCAAACUAUUACAGGAGGGCCUGUAGAUCGAAAGAGAAGACGUUUAAAUGAUAGUGUGGUGUCAACUAAUAGCAAUGCGUCUACUGCGCAAUGUGACGAUGUAACACCCACUAAAGAACUGAAGAAACCUUGUAGUGCCACUGUUCAGUCAAAUAGUAAUGUUACAGAAAAUAUUAACGGCAAUGCAUCUCAAUCAAAUGAGACAUUGGCGUUGACACAACAAGGUGAAGAUGCGAUAAUUGUUUUAGACAGUAGUGAUAGUGAUGACGAUGACGUAAAAGGUUGGCCAAAUAGAAUACGUGUUGUACUUUCUAUGUAUUUCAAACGUUUUCUAAAUUUUCUUGUUGCAUAUGUUGAUCCACCAAAAAUUGCCAUCCACCCACCCUCUAGCCAAUUACCUAUAAUAUCGGGUUAUAAAUCUAUGAGUAGUACUCCAGGGUUUAAUGGCUUUGAGAAUAGAUAUUCUUCGUCUGGUGAUUUGAAAACUUAUAACUAUGUAGUUACUGAGAGUAUUGAUUUAACUUUAGAUGAUGAUGACUGAGAAAUUAUUUCAUUUUAUUAUGUUAUUCAAACGAGAAUUGAGAGCCAAUACAAUAAUUAUGAUUUUAAGACUGAAAAUUUCCAUUAUAAUUUAUGUUCUCGAUUAUUAUUAUUAUUUAAAUACGAUGUAUAUAAUUUUUUUUUUAUAAGUAAUGAGCUUGAAUAAAAGUAACAUUUGUGCUUGUGUAAUAUUUU